UCCGUGACCAACACACGGUCGCCGAGGAGUGGUGUGAACAGCCGUCUGGGUGUGAACGGGCUGGGGUCAGAUCCUCCAGGCGGCCUCGGGGAUAUCUGAACACUAACUGCGGAUCAAGAGGCUCCAACACACCGCUAAACUCUUCUGAUCAACGAGACGGGCUCUUCUGCAACCGUAUUUUAUCUCUAUUGGUUUUAAUAUAUAUUUGAUGCGCCUGUGAUAUUUACGGUGUGUUGGUUUCAUAUGGAGUCUUUGGUCGGUGGAGCUGGCUGGUUCAGGGCUAGCGGAACAACUCGGUCAUCGAGGCUAUUCGAGAAGGAAUCCAUAUUAUAGAAGGAAUCCAUUUGACGACGAGUUUUUGGCUGAGCGUUUUUUUGUUGAUCAUUGGGAUCCUGAUACCUCCAGUCUGGUCCAACUAACCGCUCAGUCCCCUGCCCCGUCAGCGGGAAGAGCGACGGAUUCACCGUCUGCCGGAGAGUCGCGGAAGAAACGCAGCUGGUCAACUAAACCUUUUCAAUAAUCUUAUUAUUAUUAUUAUUAGCACACAGUGGCUCAUAUGAAGGGUCUCUACAACCGCUUAACCGUUAUUCCCAUUUGCGCGUUUAUGGAAGAUUGUACAUUAAGUUUUUAAAGUGUUUUUCCAAACUGCGUCAUUACCCCUCUAAUGGACCGAGCUCCGUAGAUUCCGGUAGGCUCUUGGGUAAAAAAAACGACUGAAAAUCCCGUAAAAAAAACCCGUCUGUUACUAGUCUUAUGAUCUGACCUCGCCAGAGACAGACGUACGGUGUGAUUGUAUGUCAAGCGAUUUGCUUGGUGUUUUUAUAGGUCAGGAUGUCGAUGGGCAUGGAUCCACAGGGAGACCCACCGCCAGUCUAGCCUUUAGCGGCUCUUUGGGAACACUAUCCCGGACACAGGGCUAGCUCCACUCCCCCCCCCCACACACUGGAGAAUGGAUGGCCGAGAUCUCGGACCCCCUCGGUCUGUCCAUGUUCCCCCUCCCCUGUUGGCCAUGGAGACCCACCGACUCGGAGCUGCUGCAGCAGCCAGGAGGAUCCCUCCCUCGCCCGGACACUUGGGCACAGGGCACCCAGCAAACCUCCACGUCGGAAAAUUCCUUCCAACGGUCAUGAACCUCCAUCCACAUCACAUUGAUGCCUUCCCAGCAGCCUCCAGUCCCUUCCUGCCGGGCUAUUCCGGCCCCUCCCCCCUAACCUCUGACCCAGCCUACAGAUCACCCAAUCAGAUGGCUCAGCUCUGGGCCUCACACGCUGCCGCCCACGAAGGCUACGCCCCUCACCCAGGCGGUCUGUACCCCAGCCCCUACCACCUCCCCUGGGUAACCUGGAGCCUCCUCCCCCUCGCUGGGCUUGGCUCAGCACCACCACCUCUACAACGCACCACACCAAGUGGCGUCUCGGGACCAGCGUGGCGGCGUCUCGGGACCAGCGUGGCGGCGUCUCGGGACCAGCGUGGCGGCGUCUCGGGACCAGCGUGGCGGCGUCUCGGGACCAGCGUGGCGGCGUCUCGGGACCAGCGUGGCGGCGUCUCGGGACCAGCGUGGCGGCGUCUCGGGACCAGCGUGGCGUCUCGGGACCAGCGUGGCGUCUCGGGACCAGCGUGGCGGCGGCGUCUCGGGACCAACGUGGCGGCGGCGUCUCGGGACCAGCGUGUGGCGGCGUCUCGGGACCAGCGUGUGGCGGCGUCUCGGGACCAACGUGUGGCGGCGUCUCGGGACCAACGUGUGGCGGCGUCUCGGGACCAACGUGGGGCGGCGUCUCGGGACCAACGUGGGCGGCGUCUCGGGACCAGCGUGGGGCGGCGUCUCGGGACCAACGUGGGGCGGCGUCUCGGGACCAACGUGGGGCGGCGUCUCGGGACCAACGUGGGGCGGCGUCUCGGGACCAACGUGGGGCGGCGUCUCGGGACCAACGUGGGGCGGCGUCUCGGGACCAACGUGGGCGGCGUCUCGGGACCAACGUGGGGCGGCGUCUCGGGACCAACGUGGGGCGGCGUCUCGGGACCAACGUGGGGCGGCGUCUCGGGACCAACGUGGGGCGGCGUCUCGGGACCAACGUGGGCGGCGUCUCGGGACCAACGUGGCGGCGUCUCGGGACCAGCGUGGCGGCGUCUCGGGACCAGCGUGGCGGCGUCUCGGGACAGAUUUAGAGGUUCUUCCUGCCGGUGUCGUUACCCCAGCUGCCUCUCCAACCCUCCUCCGUCCCCCCCAGUUCCACCCCCCAGAACUCUACCGCGAGGAGAGGGAGGAGCCUCAGGAGGGGGGCAGGGACCGAGACAGACUCUACCGUGUGUCGAGGGAGAGAGACGAGCCUCAGGAGGGGGGCAGGGACCGAGACAGACUCUACCGUGUGUCGAGGGAGAGAGACGAGCCUCAGGAGGGGGCAGGGACCGAGACAGACUCUACCGCGAGGAGAGGGAGAGAGAGGAGCCUCAGGAGGGGGGCAGAGAGAUACCCUACCGCGAGGAGAGAGGCGAGAGGGAGCCUCGUCCAUACAGUGUGGUAGAUCUGACACAGGAUGGGAGGAGUGGUGAGAGAGAACGCCACAGAGAACGAGAGACGGAGCGUGACAGAGAGGUUUUCCUCCACCACCCCUCUGCUUCUCGACCCCCCCAGGGCUCCUCCUCUUCUGGGCGUUACCCAGAGACUGAUGACACACCCACUCGCUCCCCCAACCCUAACUCCAGCCCCCACACACACACAGACAGGCUGAGGAAGACUGAAUCUACCUACAGCGGUGGACUCCUCCCUGGCCCCGCCUACCCUGCACACCGGGAGCCUAUCAGGGAACAGCGUGUGAGCGCGCCCACUUACGUGCCUUCUGUGGAGGUCUAUGAUGAGCAGAUCGGCCCGAUCCAGAUCGCAUCGCAGGCCAGGGACAAACAGGACAAACUGAGAGAGAGAGAAAGAGAGAGAGAAAGAGAGAGAGAAAGAGAGAGAGAAAGAGAGAGAGAGAGGUUUCCUGAAAAGACACUAUCGGACCGUCGCACUUCUCUUCCUGGUGAUUUGUCCAAUCAGAGAGAGCGGGAGGAGGGCUCUGUGAUCUGCUCCAACGGUUCGGCGCUGAAACGAGACGGUUACGUCAGCCAAUCAGGGUUCAGCCCGGACCCCAGGGACACGCCAAAACAUGCCAUCCGAUUGGGCUUGGAGCGGGUGGGCGAAGGGCCUAAAUGGAACCCCAUCAGCCCAUUGGCCAACUACGCCACCAGUCAUAUGGCAGCUCUGGCCUCCCAGCACGGACACGCACACUCCGCACAGCAGGCACGCACACACACUCAGCCCUCACACCAUAACCAACAGGAACUCAACAGACCCCCUUCCAACCCCCACACACCCCAACACAGACACACACACACUCAACCCUCACACCAUAACCAGCAGGAACUCAACAGACCCCCUUCCAACCCCCACACACCCCAACACAGACACACACAUUCCCCCCACCCUCCGCCCCAACCCCAGAGGGGAGAGGAGGGACAGGGGCGCUACUUGGACACCUCAGCCCUGUACCGCCCAGUGGGGGGAAGGAGAGGCAGCGGGGGAGGAGGGUCUGAGGGGGGAGCAGACGGAGGAGAGGUGUCGGCCAUGCAGAGUCUGAUCAAAUACAGCGUGGGGUCCUCCUCCAGGCAGAACACGGACAACCAAGCCUCGUUCGGAGGGCUGGCGUUCACGAGGCUGGAGGGAGGAGGAGGAGGAGCGGGGGGGAGGCUGAUGAAGAGAGAGCAGGAGCGUCCCGACAGCUCUCGGUCGUUGGGACGCGGCGAAGGGGCGGGGCCAGGCGAGGGUGGGGGAGAGGUCCGUCACCCUCCUGUUGGGAUAGCUGUGGCAGUGGCCAGACAGAGCAAUACAGACUCCCAGAGACCUCUACUACUGCACGCAGGGGUUAAAGACGAGGAGCGGGGGGACGAGCGAGCCCGUCACCGUGGUGACAGACUGGGGUGCCUGGAGCGUGAGCAGGAGAAGUUGCUCAGAGAGAGUAAGGAGCUGGCAGAGUUCACCCAGAUGCACCCCCUUGCUCACCCCUGGAUGCCCCGCCAAGGAGCACCGCCCAUCUGGCUGUCGGGAUCCCCCUACGGUUUAGGCCCCUCUCCGCUGCACCAGGCCCUCCCUCCCUACCAGCUGGCCAGAGACCCCCAGUCAGGACAGCUGAUGGUUAUAGCCACAGAACACAUCCCACGCUACGGAGGAGAUGUGUUGGAUGGGGGUGGCGCCCCCCAGUGGCCAGGGGUGUAUGGAGCAGGCAGUUCUCUGCAACAUGCCGCUCAGCUGCAGAUGUUGUCACAGCAACAGAUGCUGAGGCAACAUGAGCUGGUGAUGAUUCAACAACAUGCUGCUCAGGUCCUGGAGCUGCAGAGGAACGCUCAACUGAUGGAGCGUCUGAAGGCCAGUGAACAGAGGGCAGAGCUAGAAGAGAAGACCAAUAAGAGGAGUUCCGAGCCCAAACCCCGCCCUCGCCACGCCCCCACUGCCUCCCUCCCUCCACUGACACUGACGAGGAGAGGAGGAGGGGGGAGACCUGAGGGGGACCUGAUGAAACACCUGACCACCGCCCCUAUCACCGAAUCUACACAGGCCCUAUUCCCCCCCCGCCCCCUCCCCCAUCCAGCAGGGGGUAACAAACACCCCUCGGUCUCCUCCCUGCCGCCACUCCUCCGGGCCACAGCUCCAGACGCGAAGCCUCGGGGCCUGGACCUCCGGCCAGACCAGGGGACCACGCUGAAGCAUGACCCCGACCAGGAGCCACCCCAGCUGGGCAUGAGUCCUGCUGCCCUGGACCCUCGGCUCCGGACCUCCAGCCCUCCGACCCUCAGCCAAAUAGAGAGAGACGGAGACCACAUGAACACACCAGCCUCCCCUCAGCCCCCCAGCCCUGUCCUCCCCCACACAGCCACAAGAACACACCAGCCUCACCACAGCCCCCAGCCCUGUCCUCCUCUACCAUCCACACAGCCACAUGAACACACCAGCCUCACCACAGCCCCCCAGCCCUGUCCUCCCCCCACACAGCCACAAGAACAACAGACCCCCAGCCCUGUCCUCCCCCAGGAAGAGGAGGCAGGAGUGGUCAAGAUGGAGGUGUUGACCCACGGCUGCCGAGGAGCCUAUCAGCUUCCACCGUCCGUCCCGAAGACCCAGCCCCGACACACACGCAUCCUCUCCUCCCCUCUCUCUCCCUGCCCUCUCUCUCCCUCCCCUCCCUCUCCCUCCCCUCCCUCUCCCUCCCCUCUAAACAUCGUCCCUGAUGAUCCCAUGGCUGGUAUGAUGACGCUGUUGGCUGCCAGUCAGAUGCCCCAGGCUGCCCCCCCUGCCCUACCCACCCUGCCCCAGACAGAGGCCUCCUCGCUGGGGAGAGACGUGGCCAGUCCUGGGUGUCUGGAGGUCUGGGCUCUGGAGGGGAUGACUCUACUCAGCGACAUGGCCUCACUAGAGAUGGAUAGGAUACAGCUGGAGCAGGGUGAGGUGUUGUGUGGUCUUGACCGCCUGUUAGAGGCAGGUAGAAAGGUGUUGCUGGAGGCCAUUGAGAGCCAGUCUCACAUCAACCUCCCCAGACAACUACACCCCAGCAAGACCUACAGCUGGAGGAUGAGGACAGACCCACAAGAGCAGCUCUUCAGUAAGCUGUGUGUGGAGGUGUGUGAUGGAGGGGAGUCUCAGCAUCGGAUGAGAUUAGCGGAGCUACAGAGGCAGUACAAGGACAGACAGAGACAACUGGACCGGCUGCAGAGGCGCUCUGACACCCAAGAGGUUCAGCAGCAGGAGGAGGAGAGGCGGAGUCUAACCAGACGUGGGCGGGGCCGACCUAGGAAGAGGAAACGUGUAGCGACGCCCCCUGGCAAGAUGGAGUCCCGGACAGGGAAGCCGGGCAGGACAGUGCGGUACUCUGAGGUGGGGGAUGGAGGGAGGAAGAGGUUCCACUGUUCCAGAGGAGAGGAUGAUGAGAUGGAGGGAGGAAGAGGAGGAGAGAAGAGGAGUUGGCAGGAUCAGGAGCCAUCCACUAGUCACUCUCUGGAGGUCUUUAAGACUCGUCGUGUCGGUCUGUGUGACCAGGAGCAGCUAGCCUGUGACCUGGACAGAGCUCUCUCCCUGUCCGUACUCAGUACCAGCCGCCGGACGCCCUCUGACCCCGGUGGGAGGGAUGGAGGGGUGAUCCCCUCGUCUGGAGGGAAACAGAAGGUUAGAGGUCAGAGGAAGACUGUUUCUCCUCCACUUCCUCACUCCUCCUCUCAACGCUCCAGCUACGACUACAACUCCGACUCUGAAGAGGAUGUCCCCCGGGGGGGCUGUCACCCCUUCUCAGGGUUGCGACCCCACACAACCCCGCCCAGGAAGAGACCGUCCCCCUCCUCGUCCAAUCAGGCGGCUCGGGAGAGGAAACAGAAGCACUUAUCCCUCCUGCUGCAGGAGGCGGGGCUUAGCUCCUCCGACGACUCCUUCGAUCAAGAGUCCUCCACUGAGGAGGACGAUGAUGAGGAAGAGUCGUCGUGCUCUGAGGGGAGUGAGCUGGAGGAGAGUGGGUUGGGCCUGCUGGCCAGGUUCGCAGCCAGCGCCCUCCCGGUCAACCCCGCCCCCCUGCCCCGUCUCCACGACAACAAACACCGUAGCAGGCAAAGCAUUCUGGGUUCUGGUUCUGGUUCUGACCCGUGUGUGUGUCCUCUAGGUUCUGGUUCUGACCUGUGUGUGUGUCCUCUAGGUUCUGGUUCUGACCUGUGUGUGUGUCCUCUAGGUUCUGGUUCUGACCUGUGUGUGUGUCCUCUAGGUUCUGGUUCUGGUUCUGACCUGUGUGUGUGUCCUCUAGGUUCUGGUUCUGGUUCUUCUGGUUCUGGUUCUGACCCGUGUCUGAGGAAAUUCCCCUCUCUGCUCCACGGGAAACGCUCCACUCCCGAACUCCCCAUGUUACCCCCGGCAACGCGCCACGGCGACCACACGAGCAACGAGACCUCGCCGGUUAAACGCAAGCCUCGCCCGUCUCCUCGGUCGCCCCGGAGAUUCACCUUUGACCCCGCCGGGGGACUAGGGGGAGGGGCUAGCGAGGAGGAGGGAUGGACACGCAGACGCAGCGAGAGGAUUUUCCUUCAUGAUGCCUCCACCAAUCAGAUCUCUCCCUCCAGUAAAGACCCUCCAAUCAGCACUAAACCCGCCCCCAGACCUAAAACCACACCCAGGGACGGGAAAGACUGGAAGGUGAGUCGGCCUGUCCUCUCUGGUCUGUCCUCUCUGGCCUGUCCUCUCUGGUCUGUGCUCUGGUCUGUGCUCUCUGGUCUGUCCUCUCUGGCUCGUGGAGCGGUCAGUAGGCUGAUGAAGAGUAUGGAGGCUGAUGAAGACUUCGAACCCAGUCAGGACAGCAGCUUCUCUGAAGAUGACGGACCUCCUCCGUCACACAGCAGUCUGGCUGAGAGGACCCUGUCGUCUGCUCCGGUCCAGUGUGUGUUGGAUAAAGACUCUCUUCAGGAUGGUCUGAGGGUUCUGAUCCCCAUGGAUGAUCAGCUGCUGUAUGCUGGCCACGUCAACACGGUACAUUCCCCGGACAUUUACAGCGUGGUGGUGGAGGGGGAGAGAGGGAACAGACCUCAUAUCUACUGUCUAGAACAACUCCUGACCCCUGACCUCUGUUCUAUUGUGGAUGUGAUGCCCUCGUCAUACCACUGUCUCUACCCCGGCACCGUAGUCAACGGUAACGCACAGUACCGCUGUCUCUACCCCGGCACCGUAGUCAACGGAAGUUCAGACGGUGAUGACAGUGAUGACCUCAUCACGGUGGAGUUUGAUGACGGUGACACGGGUCGCAUCCCCCUCUCUCACAUCAGACUGCUGCCCCCCGACUACAAGAUACAGUGUGCUGAGCCCUCCCCCGCGCUGCUAGUGGCCAGCUGCUCCAGGAGGCGUGUCAGGAAGUGCAGCAAGGACACCAGUGAGACGAAGCCUAAAACAGGGGACUCCGCCCCCAAGGGCAGAGGGAGACCUGCCAAGAAACCCAAACCCAAACCUGAGCCCCCAGUGAGCCCAGAUCCCGGGAGACGAUACCCCCCGGGACCCAGCCAGGCUCCAGACAGACCUCAGCUCCCCACCAGACCAGCCCAGGACAGGCCGGGACCAGGCCGACCCUCCAAGCCCACCAGCACCCCCAGCCUGCCUGCCCCCCCACGCAGCCAGAACCCUAGGAGACCCAGCCCAGCCUCUCCCAAGCCCCCCUCCCUCUACCACCCAGCUCCUUACGGGAAGAUACUAAGGGUGGACCUGUACAGCCAACCCAACCUCACCUCUUGUAACGUCAGCACCCAACCGAACCCUAAAACCAACCCUAAGUCUAAACUCUCCCCUCCACUACUUAAACCCAACUCUACUUCCCCUAUCAUCAGACCCAAGCCUCUUCUACCUAACCCUAAAACUAACCUUACCUCCGUACCAAAAUCCAAACCUAGACCUAACUCUACAGCAGAACUUCCAGAAGUCCCUGCAGCUAACUUUAGUCCUGAUCACAACAAACCCAGAACCGCUCCCAAAGCAAUCUCCAGACCCAAACAGAACCAUAACAAACCCAGGCUCACCCUGGAUCCUUCUACAAGGCCCAGAACCAGCCCUGGGUCCAGCUCCAGUACCUCCAAACCUAGAACCAGCCCCGGGCCCAGCUCCAGCACCUCUAAACCCAGAACCAGCCCUGGGCCCAGCUCCAGUACCUCUAACCCCAGAACCAGCCCUGGGUCCAGCUCUAGUACCUCUAAACCCAGCCCCGGGACCAGCUCCAGCUCCAGUACCUCUAAACCCAGAACCAACCCUGUGCCCAGCUCCAGUACCUCUAAACCCAGACCCAGCUCAGACCUCUCUGCUGUCAGAUCCAGACCGGACCCUAGCACCUUUAUUCCUGGUAUCUCCAGACCCAGGCAUGUCCUGGGGGAGGGCGGGGUGGGAGGGCAGGGCGGUGUGCGACAUGGGCGUAAGGCCCUCCUGGAGGAACCCCUAGUAAAGCUGGACCACGAGGGCGUGACCUCACCCAAGACCAAGAAGACCAAGGCUCUGAUGCUGCUGGAGGCCAGGGGCUUACGGCAAGACCACACACCCCCUCGCCACGGCCGCAGCCAGCCAGAAGCCGGUGAGGGUAAAGGGGAGGGCCCGGAGAGCGAGGCGGGGCUGCUGGAGGCCAAGGGCUUACGGCAGAACACACGCCCCUCGCCACGGCCGCAGCCAGCCAGAAGCCGGAGAGGGUCAAGGGGAGGGCUCCGGAGAGCGAGGCGGGGCUUCUGGGGAGAGAACCCGCCUACAGAACGCCUUCUCUGGGCAGAGAAAGAGACCGGG
Molecule: messenger RNA, 9307 nt
Organism: Oncorhynchus keta (chum salmon)
Lineage: Eukaryota; Metazoa; Chordata; Actinopteri; Salmoniformes; Salmonidae
Product: trinucleotide repeat-containing gene 18 protein-like
Exons: 35
Source: RefSeq, a predicted model, not a curated record